AUGGCUACGCAUAAACAUGGCGACAGCGAAUCCAACUUGCAGGAAACACUUAUGAAAAAGCCACAGAUCUCAUUCCGACAAAAAUGUGCCAGGCCGUUCAAGGAAGCAUGGCAUGAUUUGCGAUCCAUGAAAUGGCAGCGCGAAGGUCCCCUGUAUCUCUUCGCCAUCUGGGUACAUUGCCUCGUCGCACUGGUCGUCUGGAUGCUUUUGGUGUCGCUUGGCUCAGGGACUUCCAAAGACAGUCCAUGUCACCCAGAUGGGGCAUUCAACGCGAUCGCAGACACUUUCGAUUGGUGGGCACCAAAAGGGUUGUUCCAAAUCACAUUGAGGACAGGAACUUUGUCCUUUGAUUCAGCCAAGGCUGUUGAUAUUUUUUGGAAUCUAAUAAUCGGCCGAGGAGGACAGUCACUUCUUGCGAUAGCAUCGACAAGAAUUUGGAUCGAAUACUUGUCAGUCUCCAUUGCCACAAAACCUGCGUCCUAUACCACAGUGUGGCUUUUGAGAUUCUACACCGAACCGUCGACAAUAUCUACGUUACGACUGGCGAGACAGUUUUUCCUUGGGCGGGGGCUCGCUUCAGCCUUCAAAAUGUGGUUUCUCGUCAUCGCAGCACUAUUCGUCGUUGCAUUUCCAACCUUGAUGAGUUCGCUGGCUGGAUAUACGACCGCAAAUCAAGCAUGGGUUGAUUUGGGAGAGCAUGGCCUUGACAGCUUUUCACAAGCUUUCCCAUUAGCAUUCAUCAUCCACGACGGCACACGGGUUGGCCUAACUGAGAAUCAACACGUCCCUUAUGACGAAGGAGCCCGAGGUUUGGUUUUACAACGCUAUGGCUGGCUUCCCGACAUAAUCGGCGGCUACCAGAGCAUGUUAAAUCCCAAUCGACACGCUGAUUUGAUAGGCAAUACUACUGCUUAUGUUCUAUCAUAUGGCCUUUCCAACAUGGCAGGAAGCGCAAUCGAAAAGAGCCAAAAUGACACAAUUUGGGGCAAAGAAACUCUCCGGGGUCCGCCGCUCAACAUAACGGCAUUUUAUCUUCCUCUAGACAUUUUCACACCGAACUUCACCGAAGGUGUCUGGGCCUCCAUAAACUACAUGGAUCCUUUGUUCAACGAUGAAUCUUUGAUAACAUACUCGCUCUCAAAUGAAGCCUACAAUAUGGCAACAAUUCAAAAGAACGGCACCUGCCAGCCAAUUCAGAAUCGAUACCAGUGGGGGUUUUCAUUCCUCCAAUUAUUCAUCAACAUCAUUCUUCUCUCGUUGUGGACUAUUGGAAUGGCUCUCGUCUGGGCCAAGAGCCAUUUGACGCUCAAACUCAACGGCUUCGCGGCCAUUUAUAACAAUUGGAAAGGUCUCCUCGAGUUUACAGAAGUACUUGGCGGGCAACUAAAAGCUGCCAAGAUUGAAUAUCUAACGAUAGACGACAAGCAGCUUGAACAUGAGAUCGAGAACCUCCUACAGGGCGGCUCAGUCACGGGACUUCCCCUACCGCAAGGCUUCUAUAGCCUACGACAAGGGAUGAUUCGACAAAAAUGGCUCCUUUUAUCUCUAUUCUUGGGCAUCUGGGCAGUUUACCUCGAUAUCCUUGAGGCUUUCACCUCGAGUAGUUUUGCUCUUAACAUAGCAAGCAUCGCAACCAAAUCUCUCUUGGCCAUAAGCACCGCGACAUUAGCCUCAGUACAUGUCAGCGCCAACAUCUUCAAGAGAGCAGCAGUGUUUCUCCUUGUUUGUGUAGUCUUUUUACCCUUCUUUUUCUCCUUCUGCGGAUGGCCAACUGCCCCUGGAUCCUGCCUUGGGGUGACCUUGGCCCUAGUGUCUGGAACAACCUCGAGGAGUAAAGCAACUCUAUUCGGCGUACCAUUCAUAAUCAACUACAUUAUCGCACUAGCAUUGGCAUUCUCUUCCCUAAUACGGUGGAAAUAUGGCUUGUGGGGCUACUACACUCCUACGCAUCUAUGA
Messenger RNA from Clonostachys byssicola, 1956 nucleotides. Lineage: Eukaryota; Fungi; Ascomycota; Sordariomycetes; Hypocreales; Bionectriaceae. The record is from the annotation of a GenBank genome assembly.